Molecule: messenger RNA, 1587 nt
Organism: Aspergillus wentii DTO 134E9
Lineage: Eukaryota; Fungi; Ascomycota; Eurotiomycetes; Eurotiales; Aspergillaceae
Product: PAP2 domain protein
Exons: 5
Coding region: 1-1587 (528 amino acids)
Cellular component (GO): endoplasmic reticulum membrane
Molecular function (GO): sphingosine-1-phosphate phosphatase activity
Source: RefSeq, a predicted model, not a curated record
AUGGCUCAGGGGCAAAAUGGCCAGCCGGACGCCGGGCUGUUGAGCGGAGAUCACUAUCGGACCCAGCUCCCAGGCUGGCGAUAUUGGCCUCGACAGAAACUCCUGCCCCUGGUCCGCUAUGAGACGCCGUACCUGGCCUGGUUCCAGGAGAAAAUCCGCACUCCGUCCCUCGAUUCGUAUUUCGCAUUCACCGCGAACUUGGGAACACAUACCUUUUUCAUGGUCUUCUUGCCGAUCCUUUUCUGGAGCGGACAGACCGAGUUAGGUCGUGGAUCGGUGCACAUUUUGGCCUCGGGAGUCUUCUUCAGUGGGUUUAUCAAGGACUUGCUAUGCCUUCCGCGCCCAUUGUCUCCUCCGCUUCAGCGGAUUACUAUGUCGGGGUCGGCGGCAUUGGAAUACGGCUUUCCCUCGACACACUCGACCAAUGCCGUUUCUGUCGCGGUAUACGUGCUCACUCUAUUGAACUCGCCCGACCUGACUCUCAGCCCUACCGUCAAUUUGAUCUGCCAAGGUAUUGCGUAUCUUUACGUGACCUCCAUCGUUAUCGGUCGUCUGUACUGUGGUAUGCAUGGGUUCUUUGACGUGGUCAUUGGCUGUGUGCUGGGUGCCUUGAUUACUCUUGUGCAGUAUUCAUUGGGCCCUGCCUUUGACAAUUACGUGGUGUCGGGUUCCGCGAUGCAGCUUGGUUUUGUGGUCAUGGUCAUCUUGGGUCUGGUUCGCAUUCACCCCGAGCCGGCAGACGAUUGUCCUUGCUUCGAUGACAGUGUCGCCUUUGCUGGUGUGAUGAUCGGGGCGCAAGUGGCCUACUGGCACUUUGCACGAACCAGCGUUGCCUGGUCUGAGCCAUCUCCGUCCACUAUCCCGUACCGGUACGAGAGCCUGGGACUCUCCAAAACCGCCAUGCGCAUUAUCCUGGGGGUAGUGUUGAUCUUUGCGUGGAGAGAAAUCAUGAAGCCCACCCUUCUUCGUAUUCUUCCACCGGUGUUUCGAGGUCUGGAGAAGUUGGGUCUCAUCCUACCUCGGAGAUUCUUCACCAACGCCUCACAAUACUCAGAGGUCCCCACACAACUUAAGGAUCACGAAGUUCUUCCAAAGUUCUCGGAGAUCCCCUCCAUCAUCACAAAUAUCCGCAAUCCCCGCCGACGUGCCAUUUCCGUUGGCCCACAGUCCGAAGCCGAUGCGUACGAGACCUUGGCGUACCGCGAGAAACGCCGACGUGAGAGUCUUUCGACGGGAGCUCGGGGAUCUUCAGCGGUAGAUGUUCAGGGAAGCCCGGCCCCCGACUCGCUACAACCCAAACUUUCCAAAUUGAACGAGUAUGAGAACAUGAUGGGCACCGGAUCUCAGCGUUAUAACCCACGCCUUGGAAUGGAUUCAUCAGACAUCUACGCUCGAUUAUCACCAGAGCCGUUCCCCGAGUAUGUUGAGCCUGACGAAAAGGAAAUGUUUUCGAAGAUCAAACGACCACGGGUGCGGUAUGAUGUCGAGGUGGUGACCAAGCUCAUUGUAUACUCUGGAAUUGCUUGGUUGGUGAUCGAGGGAGCACCUAUUCUCUUUGAACUGGUGGGAUUGGGCGUGCCGAAUUAG